Molecule: messenger RNA, 519 nt
Organism: Aspergillus alliaceus
Lineage: Eukaryota; Fungi; Ascomycota; Eurotiomycetes; Eurotiales; Aspergillaceae
Exons: 3
Molecular function (GO): iron-sulfur cluster binding
Source: RefSeq, a predicted model, not a curated record
CUCUCUCAAGAACACCAGCUCUUCAAGCUCUGCAUUGGGCAUCUCAUCCAUCCAUUUUCUCUUUCAAUUCCCCCCUUUUUCUUUCCUACACCUGUACUUCCUCACAGAAUGCGGCCGCAGCUGUUUCGUGCGGCCGCCCGGUCUGUCCGGGUCCCAAAGGUCAACAAUCUUAGGUCCUUUGCGACGACAGCCCCUCGCCCUGCUGAAGUGGAACUCACAAUUGAUGGCAAAAAGGUCUCGGUAGAAGCCGGCUCAGCUCUUAUUCAAGCUUGCGAGAAAGCGGGCGCGACAAUUCCAAGGUAUGGAGGCGUGCAACUUAGAUGAACGGCUAAUGUUAACUGAUAACAACAGAUACUGUUAUCAUGAGUAUGCUGAACCCUCCUUGGGAAGGUUACGUUUGUAUCCACUGCUAACAUGACAAAAGAAAACUUAUGAUCGCAGGAAAUUGUACGUUCUAUUUUAACAAACAUAUAAGGCUUUACUAACCUUUCUACAGGCCGUAUGUGUCUAGUCGAAGUU